AUGAAUUUAACAAACGAAACAUACUCUCAAAACAUCUCGAUGUUCCAAUGCGGUCCAGAGUUGGACCACUUUCAUCAGGAGUAUGUGAAAAUGCACGGAUGGUUAAGUUUGCUAGUUUGCAUCUUCGGUUCAAUUGCCAAUACCUUGAAUAUAAUGGUCUUAACACGUCGUGAAAUGAUUUCUCCGACAAAUUACAUUCUAACUGGAUUGGCUGUAGCUGACUUGCUAGUAAUGUUGGAGUACAUCCCCUACGCAAGUCACAUGUACUUGUACCACAGGCCUAGAAAAGACAUGUACACAUACGGUUGGGCUGUAUUUGUGCUAGUUCAUUCUAUUUUCACCCAAAUAUUCCACACAAUAUCCAUCGGGCUGACAGUAACAUUGGCAAUUUGGAGAUUCAUUGCAGUAGCUUACCCUCGGAGAAAUAAUGAAUGGUGUAGCAUUAAAAGAACAGUAUUAACUAUAUUAGGAACUUAUUUAAUUUGCCCGUUAAUUUGUCUCCCGGUUUAUUUUACUACAAAAGUCCGAUCCACCCAAGAGUUGUUCGAUCCAAAUGAUAAUUUAACUAAUUCAAGUUUGUACAAUUCGACUGAAUUAAAAGUUAAUCAGACUUUGUGGUUCGUUGACUUGAGUGACACAAUGAAGGCCAAUAGUCUGCUUAAUUUACUUAAUUUUUGCAUGUACAGUGUUGUGAUCAAACUUAUACCUUGUAUCGCUCUGACCAUUUUGAGUCUUCGGCUGAUCAAGGCGCUUAUGGAUACAAAAAAAAGAAGAAAGCUCCUGAUAAACGCGACUUUAGUGAGAAAAACUGACGACAAAGUGCGCGAUAGCUCGUGUGACGUUAAAAAAAGUAAAAAAAAAUCAGCUAAAGCUAUAGACAAACAAAGACAAACUGACAGAACUACCAAGAUGCUAUUAGCUGUAUUACUUCUCUUUUUACUUACGGAGUUUCCACAGGGAGUACUUGGCUUACUUAGCGUUAUAUUGGGUUCUGGUUUUUUUCGUACAUGUUAUGUUAAGCUCGAGGGAAUGUUAUAUUAA
Messenger RNA from Cotesia congregata, 1041 nucleotides. NCBI's taxonomy places the organism in Eukaryota, Metazoa, Arthropoda, Insecta, Hymenoptera, Braconidae. The record is from the annotation of a GenBank genome assembly.